GUAAGGCGCAAAUCGCAAAGUACAAAUAAGCAAGAACGCGACACGACAUCUUCGUAACUGGUCGUACGAGUGGUUAAAAACUUUAACAGCGCGGGAAAUCACUUAAUGGCAACAAUGCAGAGUCCGUGGAGUUGGCAAGCCCUGAUCCUGCUUCUGAUAGCUUCACGUACCUUGGCUGCGCCGUUAGCACAAACUUCAGAUGCAAGUGACGAUAAAUCCGAUAUUCCAGUUGAACAAUUGGAAAAACUCAAAAUUGAGGACGCGUCAAAAGACAACCAGGAAUUGAAGAGCGAGCAUAUCGAAUAUCACAGUCUUGAUACAGUACAAUCCAAUGGUGAGCUAGUAUCGCGGCUGGAGCAGCACGCAACGGCAGAUUCGGAGAAUGAUGAGAAGCCCAAAAUUCAUGCUGAAACUCAAGUAGACUUACCAUCUAAAAACGUUCAUAAAACCCUCGUGCAGGAUGGAGAACAUGUCAGCCUGGUUGAAUCUACAUCCGCUCCAAGUGAGGAACAGACUACUAAGGUAUUUCAUGGUGCAGCUCGACUAAUUCAACCCGGUUCAGCAACUUCGAAUCCGUCAAACGGUCAUACUGCUGUUCGUCGAGCAUUUAACGCCGACAUCACCAAGGAAACUAAGAAUAACAUGGACCACUACUCAUCAUACGCCGGAGUACAAUACUCGCCUCUGGAUAUGGCUGAAUAUGUUUUCUGGACUGGCGACGAACAUGGAGUAACAAACGCAAUAGAGGAAUUCCUUCAAGAGGGAUUGAUGAACAAAGAAGAGGCCAUAGCCUUUCUGCAAGAGAUAAAAUUUAACAUCGACUAUCUUCGGGCGCAUUAUGCUCAAACCAUUAACGCAGAGAACGCUCAACAAGAUAAACUGAGGAACGCACUUAUAGAACAAAAUGCAAAGAUGUACCAAUACCGACCAAUGCUCCAAUCAUUCCCAUUCGGUGGUAGCCCUGAUAUCGUCCGGUCAAUCGCGAGCAAAUCCUGGGAUAUGAGCAACAAUUUAAACGCUGUGCCAGCCCUACCGGUCUCAUCUGAUCUCCGACCGGAGAUUGCGAAACGGGGCUACGAUCCUAUGCUGCAGACGAACGUUAUCAGUACGUCUGACUAUGACCGCGAUGGAACUAUUGUGAGUGAAGAAGAAUAUGAAGAGAUGAUGGAUAAACUCCGAGCUGCUGACACACUCUACACUGAGUACACCCUGGAAGAGAUAAUCUAUCAGCUAGCCAAGAUGAUGUUCUCACAAUCGCUAUCCCGGGAACCUGCGAGUGCGCGUGCGUCGAUGCAAAGAUUCAUGACCUUCCUCGAACUAGAAGCCGAAAGAGGUCAGCUAUCCAGGAACAUCGAGAAGAAAGUUCUCGAUGUAAUGAUCGCAGCCCUCACAGACACAAUCGGCGAUCACCCGGAACUCUUGCAGUCCAGAGACGGUAUCACCGCUAAUCCAGCUACAAGAAUGAUGCGACAAUUUGGCGAAAGCACUCCAUCCACGGCCAUGAAUCGGGCCAUUCUUUCGGCCUACAAACACGAGCUACUUAAGGGACCACCCCAUCAUUAAGCUUCACAACUUCUUGCCGCUCAAAUACUCCUAUUUCGGACCAAUGUUUUGUUCAAUCCAUUAAUUUAUAUUCGUGUUAAUUCUGAUGUAUUAUUAGAACAUCCAAUUUAGGUUGUACCGCAAACAUGUAACGCAAAUCCAUAUCGUUUUAUAAAUAAAAAAUCAAAUUGAUUUAUAACUUUGUAUAAGUCUUUAAAUUGUAAAUGUUUUAAUAAUUUAGCUCACCUAAAGUAAAAUAACAAUUGUAUGAUUAUUGACACUUUUUUUUAUAUUAUGCGUCAGAUUUAACACUAAUCCACAGUACAACAGCAUUUUCUUUGCUUUAAUUCUUACACGGUUAUACUUAAAAUAAUAAUUGGCUUCCAUUUGGACAUGAACAAAAAAUUAAUUAGAAUAUUUUUUUCCGAAAAAAUAUAACCAAAUUAUAUUUAGAUUAUAGAGUUCUGUCCUGCUUUGAAUCGAAGCAGCGGAAGUAUAUAUUUAAAUAAUAAUGGGACUCUAUAAUAAACCAAACUGUACUAAAUAUUAUUUAUUACAGAGAUUUAUUUUUAAAACAAAUAAUAGCGCCCUCUAUUGGCAAACUAUAAGAUUGAGGAUUCUUGAAACUUUUAUAAAUAUUUAGCUAUACUGUUGUAUUAUAUUCCCUCGCUCAAGCUUCUAUUUACAUUAGCCUUUCAUAUAUAACAUAUAUUGUACCUGAAAAGAAUCCCACAGAGCAUUCAUAACAAUACGUGGUGACAUAUUCUAAUAACUAUUUACGCAAACAUUUCUUGUAUAUGUCAUAGUAGAUAAAUUGUACGAUGUUUGUAGGAAUAUCUCAAUAUCUAGAUAUUAAUUCUAAUCGCUAUAUCUCUUUGAUAACAUCAAAAUAUCACUUAAUAAUCGUGUUUAGAAUAUUACUAUUUAUUAGUGAAUAAACUAAACUCUUCAAUAAUAUAAAUUAUAGCUAAGGUCUAUAUGAUUUUAGAAAUUUAAAACGCCUGGUCAUUUUGUGAACACUAUUAGUCUAGCGAACGUUUGGUGGUGAUUGAUCAAAAGCAUCUCUAGUCCAACAUAAUCACGACACAACAUUUUCAAACUUCGUCUAGAAGCACACCGGAGUUUCAUGUCUUUAUUUUUAACAUCCCCAAAUUCCGUAUUACACGGCGUUUCUUGAAAACAAUAGAAUUUCUUGUAGAAUUUCUAUUGUUUUCAAGAAACAACAGUAGAACUUCUUGCCCCUUUAAUCAUUGUUAAACAUAGGUUCAUUCAAGCGGCGGCAAAAUAGGCCUGAACAGGCGUGCCCUUCCAUAGGCCGCAACUCACAACAUCAGAUGUGAGUGUGGCUAACGUCUGUUUGUAUAAAAAACUUCAAACGUUUUCAGUAAUAUUUAUUGCAAUAUCAACACAUAUUGAUAUUUGUGUAUUAUACAACAAUACGUUAAUUUUCUUCGAUUUGCCUAAUUACAAUCAAACGGUUUUUUGACGUUUUCAAAUCACCCCGGCUUUUUUGGUUGUUCCAAAAUAAUGUUUUUUUUAUAUACAAUUAAUAUGCACUCAAUAAAUAUUUAUACAAGUAUUAAUUUACGUAGCGGUAAAAAAACUAAUGGCGAAGAGUUUUUUCAUUGUUUUCUUUGUAACGUUAAUUACUAAUUUACUAUUAAUUAUUUUGGUAUCAGUCUCUUCAUAUCAGAAAAUAUCCUGUAUUAAAUUGAUAGAUUAACCUUCUUGUACGUACUUUGCCGGGCACCGCUGUCUUUAUGUAAAUAAUCAAUCUGAGUUUUGAAAGAAUUUUAAUUUGAGACGCGUUUAGCAUAAAUCCAGUCAAAAGCUUAAGUCACAGAUAAUUCAGUCGUUAUUAAGUCAAAAAUCGUAUGUAGCCAAGUCCUAUACUAACGAUAAUUUAAUGGACAUUUUGUUUUAUAAACGAUAGUAUGCAAAUAUCCAUUUCAGAAUGUCAAGAUCAGACAUGUUAAGACUUGUAAAUUGUAAUUUGAUAUAAGCUGCAUUAGUGAUCUGCAAAAUUUAAUAUAUUUGUAAUAUUCUUUGAAUUGUA
This is a messenger RNA of Pieris rapae (cabbage white), 3598 nucleotides long. RefSeq lists its product as uncharacterized. Bases 106 to 1563 code for a protein of 485 amino acids. Lineage: Eukaryota; Metazoa; Arthropoda; Insecta; Lepidoptera; Pieridae. The record is from RefSeq and is a predicted model, not a curated record. The transcript has 14 exons.